Pelecanus crispus (Dalmatian pelican) is the source of this 1413-nucleotide messenger RNA. The record is from RefSeq and is a predicted model, not a curated record. Lineage: Eukaryota; Metazoa; Chordata; Aves; Pelecaniformes; Pelecanidae.
AUGAAUGUGUUGCUCUUACAGAUAACUUGCCCUGGAGUGCUGCUGAAAGACAAAGAGGAACUUUAUCUCAGUGUCUCUGUACUUGGACAGUACAAAAAAACUCAAUGCGUCCCUGCAGCGUUUCCACUUUUCUUUCAAGAAAAACUAGUAUUUGAAAAGGCAUUUUCUGAUAUAGUUGAUCCUGGAGACCUUGUGGAAUUACUGGAACUUGACACAGCAGUACUUGAACUAAUACAGCUCGUUCCUCCAGUAGGAAAAAUUCUAGCUACGUAUGAAGAAAAUACAAGAGAUUUCCUGUUCCCUGACCCUAAGCUUACCUGUGGGCAGCAUGGUUUAGAUCGUGAGAUUUUAAUGAAGAGGUCCUCUUCUUUUACAGGAAUCGCACCAAAAUUGAGAUUUUCUACAAGUUCCCUUAUUACAGAAAGACUGUUAAGCUCAGGAAGGAGUCACAUACAGGGUGAUUUGAAUUGGGUACAUCACUCAACCCCAAAUGAAAAAUUACAAACAAAGUUACCAAAGAAAAAUACUCUUUCACCUGAGAAAACCAGGCACAGCUUAGCAACAAAGAACUACGAGCAGCCUACAAUAGCUUCUAAAUCACGUUCUCCAUCUCCAUACACAAAAAGACGAAUGUGUGAGCUAUCAGAAGAAGCCAGGCAACGACUGGCCCAUUUAAACCUUGGUCCUUAUGAAUUCAGAAGAGAAACUGAUAAACCUCCAUUUGUAGUUAGACGGGUUGAACAACCAAGUCCUGAUAUUAAACUUCAUACCUGGUGUCCCACACAAGAUAGUACAGUGGAAGCCUGGACCAAGGUAGACCAUGAUCCUUCUCUUCUUGGCAGCUACAGACCCAAGAAAGCCAAAGCAAAAUCUACUCAUGGAAAAGACUUUGACAGUUCUGAUGUUUGCCAUGAGGAUGUAAUCUCAGAUCCACCCAACAGGGAGUCCUAUACCGGUUCUGGUUCUUUAAAGCAUUCAGCACCUCCAGCAUUUCAGAAGCAUUCUCUAAGUUCUGUGCUAAAUCGAUCUUCUCUAAGGGAAAGAUUUAGCUCUGGUUGGCCUUCACCAGCAAAUGGAGAUGAGAUCCAUAAGAGAGUGAAAAAUAUUUUAAGGACACACAGUGCUAGACAGCACCUAGUAUUUGAUGAGAGUAACACAUCAAAAGGAGACUUGACUAAGACAAGAGAAUCUUCACAUAAAGUGCCCUUAUCCAUGAGUGAACUGCAGAGCAGUUCACCAGUGCAGCAGAACACUACUGUUCAUUUGGAUAAUGGUAAAUAUUGGUCUAGUCGUGCAGCUAUAUACAAAGGGAAGCAUCACAGAGUGAUCUUUGAAGAGAGUCUCGAGAAAAUAUACAGAAACAUGUACCGAAAAGCUUCUGGCACUGUUUUGGACCAAAAAAUGCACUCCUGA